Molecule: messenger RNA, 1459 nt
Organism: Contarinia nasturtii (swede midge)
Lineage: Eukaryota; Metazoa; Arthropoda; Insecta; Diptera; Cecidomyiidae
Gene: Pdhb
Product: pyruvate dehydrogenase E1 component subunit beta, mitochondrial
Exons: 6
Coding region: 215-1270 (351 amino acids)
Biological process (GO): pyruvate decarboxylation to acetyl-CoA
Molecular function (GO): pyruvate dehydrogenase (acetyl-transferring) activity
Source: RefSeq, a predicted model, not a curated record
UUACAUUCCGUGACAUAUGUCAGUCAGUACGAACCACGAUUCUUCCGACAGGCUGGUUCACUUGUUUCAGCACAAACAAUUUGUAAUAUAAAUUAAAUCGUGUUGUGCAUCGUCGUCGUACGUUUCGUGUCGAGCAGUUCAAUUUAAGAUUUUUGAAUAUACGCAUCUCCUUACAUUUCGAAAAUAAUUGAAAAACCGAAAAUCAUCCAUAAAAAUGUUGUCAAACGUGCGUAUGCUGACUCGUCGCGCUUUUUCCACAUCGAAUAAAUUGGCUGCACAACAACUCACCGUUCGAGAUGCAUUGAAUCAGGCAAUGGACGAAGAAAUGGAAAAAGAUGAACGUGUGUUUAUCUUAGGUGAAGAAGUUGCCCAAUACGAUGGUGCAUACAAGGUUUCCAGAGGUUUGUGGAAAAAAUAUGGUGAUAAGCGUGUUAUUGAUACCCCAAUCACUGAAAUGGGUUUUGCUGGUAUUGCUGUUGGUGCUGCAAUGGCCGGCCUUCGACCAAUUUGUGAAUUCAUGACAUUCAACUUUUCAAUGCAGGCCAUCGAUCAGGUGAUUAACUCGGCAGCAAAAACAUUUUACAUGUCAGCUGGUACUGUCAAUGUGCCGAUUGUUUUCCGUGGUCCAAACGGUGCUGCAGCUGGUGUUGGUGCCCAACAUUCACAAUGCUUUGCCGCCUGGUAUGCUCAUUGCCCUGGAUUAAAAGUCAUUUCACCAUAUGACAGUGAAGAUGCCAAAGGUUUACUGAAAGCCGCCAUUCGUGAUCCCGAUCCAGUUGUGUUUUUGGAAAAUGAAAUGCUUUAUGGUGUCUCAUAUCCGGUGACGGAUCAAGUAUUGGACAAAGAAUUUGUAUUACCAAUUGGCAAAGCAAAAAUUCAACGGCCCGGUAAACAUGUUACAAUUGUUGCUCAUUCAAGACCGGUCGAAGCAGCACUUCAAGCAGCCAACGAAUUGGCUGGCAAAGGAAUCGAAGCUGAAGUCAUUAAUUUGCGUUCAGUGCGACCACUUGAUGUGGAUACGAUUUUCCAAUCUGUUCAAAAAACAAAUCAUCUUGUCACGGUUGAAGGCGGUUGGCCACAAAGCGGUAUUGGAUCUGAAAUUUGCGCUAGAAUAAUGGAACACGAAUCAUUUUUCCACCUCGAUUCUCCAGUCGUCCGUGUAACUGGUGCUGACGUCCCAAUGCCAUAUGCUCAGUCAUUAGAAGCCGCUGCUUUGCCUCAAGCUAAAGAUGUAGUGGCAGCCGUUAAGAAAGUUUUGAAUGUUAAAUAGAUACGCGAACGACGCAAAUUUUUAAAAUUAAAGGCAUGUCUGACGAAAUUUUUAAUUGAUAUUGUCACAUCUAAGUCUCUAUUUGUUGAGGCGUAUGUAAAUAUUCAUCGAAAUUUUGGACGAAUAAAAUUCGUCCGAAAUUAACAAUGCGGAAAACAUUACAAAAAAAAACAACGAUAGCCAAAUGUA